GCUACAACCCCUUCGUGCUGAUCGGCCCCGUCGUCAUCUUCUGCGGCGUCGUCGUCCUCAUGCUGAGCAUCGAGGUCUGCGUCAGGAGGAAGGAGUUCAAAGAGAAGAACCCCGAGGUCAUGGAGGACGAUGACGACGACGACGAUGAGAGACAGGUGGAUCCUGGCAUCAUCAACUACGGCUUCGGUAACUUUGCCGCCGAGGAGACCCCGGCCAAGGCGGUGACGUGGGCCCCCGUGGGCUCCUCCAGCCCCGCCAAGUCCCUGGAACCCGGAGGAUCGGGCGCCACCAAACUGGACACGCAGAAGCGACUGGAGACGACCACGGCCUACUCGCCGGGGUCGUCGGGCGGGGGACCCAGAGUGCAGGUGGUGGCCGCCUCCAUGCCGCCGUCCCCGAGCCUGGGCGACCCUCCGCUCGAGAACACACAAUCGCAGGAACAGCUCGAGCUCCUCCUCUCCCCCAAGACGCUGGAGUGAAGCGCCCGAGCCUCGGACUCCCCGCGUCGAUGCGAAGGAAGAAAGCGGAGAAGACAAGAGCAGCGAUGAAAACACACGCCCUGCUGCUCAGGGUCGGCGUGGGAGUGAACGUGGGCGUGGGAGCGAGUGUGGGCGCGGGGAAAGGGACCUGUGGGGGGAGGGAGGGGGGGAGGGUGGCUCAAGGUGGUGGACCUCAUGUGCCUUCGUCAGUGCUGCCGCCACGGGUGGUUGGCCCUCUGGUCAAGGCAGUCGCUUCUCCUGAAGAACUUCCUUUGGCCUCCGUGAUUUUCAGUCUACUCUCGCCAUCGAAUAAAAACCAAAAAGAAAGAAAAGGAAAGGAAAGGAAAGAGAAAAAAAGAGAAGAGAGUAAUAUAGAAAGACCGCGAUGUGUUGCUCAAUGGCGCAGAAUUUAAUGGUCUAAAGUGUUUUACCAAAGGACUGUGAGCAGGAUUAGUGUCAACUUCUGAGGAAAAAACAAAACACACAAACAAACUAAUCCAAAAUGAAACAGGCAAAA
Penaeus chinensis is the source of this 996-nucleotide messenger RNA. RefSeq lists its product as uncharacterized. The record is from RefSeq and is a predicted model, not a curated record. Lineage: Eukaryota; Metazoa; Arthropoda; Malacostraca; Decapoda; Penaeidae.